Molecule: messenger RNA, 3459 nt
Organism: Mandrillus leucophaeus (drill)
Lineage: Eukaryota; Metazoa; Chordata; Mammalia; Primates; Cercopithecidae
Gene: CCDC187
Exons: 9
Coding region: 155-2932 (925 amino acids)
Biological process (GO): microtubule anchoring
Cellular component (GO): centrosome
Molecular function (GO): microtubule binding
Source: RefSeq, a predicted model, not a curated record
CGGAGACAGCCGUGUGUCUGGGAAUCGGUGCUCUUGGCCUCUGGGCCCCAAGGUCACUGGGAAGGGCAGGCUCCGCGCACCUGCAGCCGAGGAUGACGUGGCAUCCCUGAGGUGGCCCUCCCAGCAGCCGGACCCACCCUGGGCAGCUCCCCACAUGGUCAGGUCUGAAGACCUCGAGGAGCCAGGCCCCUGGGGGAAGGCCCGCAGCCUGCCCAUGUGGUCCACAGGCCCGGAGGUCAGGGAUGGCGACAGCUCGGUGUCAUCGGGCCGCCUCUCGGGUUCUUCGGGGGGCCAUGAAGUGUGUGUGUCCUGGAAGGAGAGGCCCCCUCAGGUGUUGGGGCCCCGGUGGCGGCCCAGAAAGAGUGACCCACGGCUGGAGCAGCUGAGAGACAAGAUCCGGGCCCAGGCGUGGCAGCAGGGGAGCUGUGCAUCCCUGGGCACCUCAGCCCCCUCCAGCACCUCCAGACGCCACAAAGCCUCCGUGUUGGCGCUUAGGAGGAAGACCCAAGAGGCAAAAAAUCCCCCUCCAGCCCCUGAAUGCUCAGUUCUAAGGGAAAAACCCAAAAGGGCCAAGAGCAGUUCUUGCAAAAGAGAGAAGACUCCGAAGUCACCCUACCCUAGAAGACCAGCCAAAGACAAAGACAAAGACGAAGAUUCGGAGCUGGUUGGUGUUUACGCCUGGAGAAAGGGACAAGCUCUGGUGAGGUCGCUGCUUGGGCCCCCUCCCGUCCUCCGCAGGCUCCAUAGCAAGGAUCCCUGGAGAGACCCGGCUCUCACCGUGGACUUAGGAGACAGCGAGAAAGUCACAGCUGCCGAGUGCUCACCGGUUUGUGCCCAGUGUCCCGGUGCCACAUCCGCCCACAGUGACCAGCAGGUGUCCGGGAACACACCCAGCCUGGCUUCCUUCGACCAGCCGGCGACCAUCCAGACGGCCAUGGCCAUCCUACGAGACCUGCGCCAGCAAAUCCAGGCUGGUCUAGAACUGGCCCAGACCCGCAAGGGAGGGCAAGAGCUGAGGCCAUCAAAGCAGAGGCUGCAGGACGUGGCAAGGAAGGGCCCCUGCAGGGACCCCAGUGCCCAGAUAUCCUUCUCUAAGAGUCCCUGGGCCAUGACGGAGGGGAAGCGUUCCUCUUCAGAGAGGGCUAGGAGUUUCCACAGCUGGGAGCCCUGGAGCUCCUCCAUUGGACGGGAGUCCUGUCCGCAGAGGGCCUGGGAGACCCAAGGACAGGACCGCUCCUUCCAGAGGCCGGAGAGUCCCCAUGAGACGCUGGGCCACUUCUCCCGGCGGCCCUGGAGUGCGUUGGCUGGGCAGGCCUGCAGUUCGCAGAGGGCCUCGGGGGCCCAAAGACAGGGCCCCUCCUCCCAGAGGCCGGGGAGCCCCCCUGAAAAGCGGAACCCCUUUCGAACCCAGCAGUCCUGGCGUGCCGCAGCCACGCAGCCCUGUCCACAGAGGGCCUGGACUGCCUGUGAAGACUGGGAGGCCCUUGGCCCCAGACUGUGGAAUCCUCUGGAAAGGCCCAGUCCUCCAGCACAGCGGCCCUGGAGCAGCUCCAGCAUGCAGAGGGCCGGCCCCCCGGGCAAGGGCAGAGGCAUCGGCUCCCCUGCCUCGGGUGCCAAGCAUGCCCUGCCAAGGCCCACUGGGAGCUUCCCUCAGAACCCACCUGGGAAGGAGAAGGACGUGCUACGGCCCUGCCCCAGGCCCCGGGGUCUCCUGGGACCCUCACACAGCUCCGAGUCCUUGCGGGAGUUCAUGCGCCAGAAGGCGCAGGCCCGGCGGCGGCAGGCCCUGGAGGAGAAGGCCUCGGCUCUGCGCACACAGGAGCUGAGGAGCCGGAGGCUGCAGGAGGUCUACCGGCAGCAGAGGGAGGCCGUCCUUGGCAGGGCGGUCCCCGUGGUCUCCCGGACCACCCCUGGCAUCGUGACCUUUGUCCCCAGUUCUGCGCAGUCCGCGGGCCUGGAAGCCUCCGGGAGCCUGGAGUCCCCGGUGCUGGAGUGGAGCAAAGUGACUUCUGGCGUGGUGCUGGGGGGCCAGGAAGCCCCAGGCAGCUUCUGCCUGUGUUUGAACAGAGCCUGGAACCGUGCUGAGACUCUAGAGACCCCAGGGAUAGGGGGCCCCCAAGAUGAACGGGAUGCCCCGGUACUGCUGUCAGCCUCACCCUCUCUGGGAUCCCUGGAGCCCCAGGACCUGACCACCCACUACCUACCCCGCGGGCUGUGCAUCUACCUGGACCCGAAGGAGGCCGAGCACCUGGGCACUUCCAGCCCCCUGCACCUCCAACAUAAGCAGGCGCGGCUGCAGGCGCUAGAGACCACGGCCAAAGUCCUCAAGCAACGGGUCGACAGCCUCACUGCCAAGCUGCAGGAUGCCGAGGCACCGGACACUGUCGGGGACCUAGCUGCCAGCCUGCUGCGCUUACGUGCCCACACCCUGCCUGCCGCCCCCACGUUCACCGCCCCAGCCUGCCCUGGAGCCUUGGGGCCCAACGGGGGCAGAGGGGCACCUGGGGAAUGGGCGAGCGUGCAGCCCCAGCCCCUUCUCCCUGCCACCUACUUCCUGGACGACGAGACACUGCCGUGGGGUCCCAGCUGGGAGCAACAGCGGAGUGUGAGCCCAAGGUCCCCCCACGAGAGCAAGCCCCGAGGUUUCCCAGAGGAGGGACACGUGGAUAUGAAACUGGACAAAAGGCUGCAGAGAGGUGUGGCCCCCUUCCAGGCCCUCAGCCCCUCUGCGGGGAGCUCACACGCGGGCCCAGCCACGCUGCACCCUAUCUGGGGCUCCCUACGACUGGAGGAGAUGCCGUCGGCUGGAGGGGCAGACUCUGUGGCGCCCUGGACCCCCCAGAGCUGCGGUAAGGGUGACCCUGCAGACAGGCCCUGGGCUGGCUGGUCGGGUGGCCAGGGGCAUCUGCUGAGAACCCCUUCCACUGCCUAGCACUCGAGCUUGGCCCUGUGGGGUAGAGAAAUACUUUUCCACGUGGAGAGCAUCCACGCCUCGUUAUUAAAGGUUUUGGAGGCUUUCGGGACCCUCUGCGUGCUCUGUGCUCGCCACGCCUGCAGUGAUGGGGGCUGGGUGGAUGAGACCCACGUGCUUAUUUCAUGACAGCCAUGCCCCAUGCCGCUGUGCUCAUCCCACCUCCCAGGGCGCUUCCUUACAGUCCCAUCAGCCUGGAUUCGACUUUUUUUCCUGCUACUGAGUCUUUUCAUCCUGGGUUUCCAACAAGCAGUGCCCACUGCCUGGUGCCCAAGGGACCCAGCAGUUGCUGAAGCCCUGGGCUUGAGGCCCUUGUGCUGGCGUGGGCUGCGCUGUGGGACCCUCCUGGCAGGUGGGCUUGGCAGGGCAGCUGGAGGGGCUGAUGCAGCCAUGGGAAGUGAGUAUGGACUCAGAAGGUGGGGGACCCCUUUUGCUGCUUCAUCGUUGUCUGUUGAUAUUCUUCAGAGGAACAGAUUUUGAGCAUUGGA